Moesziomyces aphidis is the source of this 1152-nucleotide messenger RNA. NCBI's taxonomy places the organism in Eukaryota, Fungi, Basidiomycota, Ustilaginomycetes, Ustilaginales, Ustilaginaceae. The record is from the annotation of a GenBank genome assembly.
AUGUCCAACGAAAAGAACGCACAGGAGCUUCUCAAAUGGGGUCUUGCCAACAGCACUACCGCUGCCGGUCCCUCGGUCGAGCAGAUCUCGGCCGACAUUGAAUCCGGUCGUCGCCCGGAUUUGGCAGACCCGCAUCUGUACGAAGCGAUCAUGGGCAAGAGCGAGGCCCAGAUGAUGGUCGAACAGCUCUCGGUCGCCGUUGACGAAUCGCGCUCCGUAGAGGACCGCUGCACGGCGCUGGACAACUUGGAGAUGCUCAUCGAGACGAUCGACAAUGCCAACAACAUGACGAGCAUGAACAUGUGGCCUAGCAUCAUUGGGCUCAUGGCAUCGUCGGAGCCGGAGGUUCAGACUGCUGCGGCGUGGAUUUUGGGUACGGCGGUGCAGAAUAACGACAAGGCGCAGGUGGCUGUACUGCCGCACGAGGCGGUGAGGGCCGUCGUGGAUCUUUUCCAGAGCGCGCAUGACAAGGUCAGGGCCAAGGCAAUGUACGCCUUGUCUGGACUGAUCAAGCACAAUCCAGCUGCCAUGGAUCAGUUCGAUAAGCUUGAUGGCUGGAAAGUUCUGCGCUCCGCUCUUGUCGAUCCGACGAUUGGCAUCCGAAGGAAGGCCGCCUUCCUACUCAACACGCUCCUCUUGCAGGAUCCAAACUCCUUCACCACCCCGGUCCCUUCCGCAGCUCCAAGUACCGCAACCGCCGUGGCACCCACAGCUUCCGCCGGUACGGUACCGCUCGAGCUCGGACCAGAGACAAUGCGCACGUCCGUACCGCAUCCCAACGUUGCACGUGCCCUCGUCGAGUCGGGCAUCCUCUCUACCCUCCUCUCCUCCCUCCUACCCCCCGGUACCCACGGCAUAGACGAUGCAGACCUCCCGCCCCCCUCCGGCUCAGAUGGCGAUCAGGACCCCCGCUCCGACCUCGACUUUGCCGAAAAGGCCGCCGCCGCCACUCUCGCUUUCGCCACAAAACUCCCCGACAUCCCAUCCAAAGCUCACCUCGACCAAAAGACAAAGUCCCUCUUCAAAGCUCUUCUUAACGAGCUCCACGGCCCCCCCUUCGACACCAGCACAGCCGCAAAGUCGCGUGCCGACGAACUCGCACUCGACUCUCAACAGCUCCACACCCUCACCGCCACCAUCAACGCCCUCUGA